AUGGAAGAGAUGAUCGUGGUCACCAUCAGGACCAAUGAGGAAGAGCAGAAGGCGCGCUCAAGCUGCGCUGCCGCCAGCAAAAAAGCUAAGAAGGCCUACGAGAAGGCCAUGUCCCCAGUAACCUGCCCCACUGGGGAAGUUCUUGGCGCCUCCAGUGUUCUGAAACUUCACUCAGAUUCAAAGGACCAAGCCAUGGCAGUCUACGAUGAGCUAACCCAACACAUCGUCAAGACAGAACUGUUAUCUCUUCGGAAUGAAAUUAGAGCUCAGCUUGAGGGGGAAAUUGAUCGCAGCAUCAAGCCCUAUGUCGAGAUGGAUGAACGUAAACAGAGAGCGCGCACUUUAAGCAACGCGGCCUACAACAAGGCCCUGCAAAUGUAUGAGGAAGCUAUGGAUAAAGUGACGAGCUUCGAUCAAGAACCACUCGAAGUUUCCUCCCUGAAUGAGAAACACUUAACAUCAAAAGACGAAGCCAUUGCAGCCUACCAGCGGGAACACCAAAACAGCGAGAGCAUCAACCUAAUUCCGGUUGUGAAGGAAAUUAAAGUGCAACUUGAGAGGAUCAUCGACAAAAAGUACUCAAGCUACAGCGAAAGUAAUGCGCGUAACUCAGACGCGCACUCAUGCAGCAAAGUGGCUCAAAGCCAAGCUCUGGCUUCUUACAAGGAAAAAAUGGACUCGGUAAUCCAUCCCAACAGCGAUUACGUGGACUCCAUAUUCCUGGAAAAUCAACACCUGACAGCAAAGUCACAAGCUUGCGAUCUUUACGACGGAAGAAACAGAUACACCAUCAACAGAGAAUUGUUUCCUGUUGUCAAUGAACUUAGAACUCAUCUAGAGAAAGAUAUCGAAGAGGAGAAAAUCCACUACGUCAUUUUGAAUGGCCGCGCGCAACAGAUUGGCCAGGCCGUCACAGCGAAAUUCAAGAUGGUGUCGAAGAAUGACUACGCUAUUGGCAUCGACUUGGGUACGUAUAAAUCGUGCGUGGGGGUCGUCAGGAACGGGCGCGUGGAGAUCAUCGCCGACGAGCGAGGUAGUCGCCUCACGCCGUCGUUUGUGGCGUUCACUGACGAGGAACGACUUAUUGGUGAGUCGGCCAAGCUUCAACGCACCAUGAAUCCUGCCAACACGGUAUACGAAGUGAAGAGACUCAUCGGACGCAAGUUCAGCGAUGAAGCAGUGCGGACGAAACUCGCUCACUGGCCAUACCGCGUCGUCAACGAUAAAGGCAACCCCAAAAUCUGCGUUCAAUAUCUCAAAAACGAGAAAUUUUUCACCCCAGAAGAAAUUUCUGCGAUGGUGCUGUCCAAAAUGAAAAUAAUCGCAGAAAAAUAUCUUGGAUGUGAAGUGAGGAAAGCGGUUAUUACUGUACCAGCGUACUUUACUGAUUCCCAACGGAGAUCUACCAUCGAUGCUGGUAUCAUUGCGGGUUUCCAGGAACUGAAAAUCAUCAACGAACCAACCGCUGCCGCCAUUGCGUACGGGAUAGACACGAUCGUCGCCUAUGAGACCAACAUUCUGGUCUUCGACUUUGGCGGCAGGACUUUCAAUGUAGCGGUUCUGAAAAGGAGGAAAGGUAACUACGAAGUCAAAUCUGUUGAGGGAAAUAGCCAACUUGGGGGACGGGACAUAGACUGUCGCGUUGGAAAAUUUUUGAUCGACAAAUUCAGGGAUAAAACGGGGCUGGAUGUUUCAAACGAUAUAAACGCUCAAGCAAAAAUUACCAAAGCUGCCGAACAGACAACGAUCAACUUGUCACUCGGAAAAAUGCUUGAAGAAAAAUUCCAAAACAAGGAAAUCAAGAGGACGAUCAAUCCCGAGGAAGUUGUUGCGUACGGUGCUGCUGUUCAGGCAGCCAUGCUCAACAACGACCGAAGUAUGGACAGACGUCACAUCCCUUAA
Molecule: messenger RNA, 1902 nt
Organism: Hyalella azteca
Lineage: Eukaryota; Metazoa; Arthropoda; Malacostraca; Amphipoda; Hyalellidae
Exons: 6
Coding region: 1-1902 (633 amino acids)
Biological process (GO): protein refolding; cellular response to unfolded protein
Cellular component (GO): cytoplasm
Molecular function (GO): heat shock protein binding; GTPase activity; misfolded protein binding
Source: RefSeq, a predicted model, not a curated record